Ilex paraguariensis (yerba mate) is the source of this 1584-nucleotide messenger RNA. The record is from the annotation of a GenBank genome assembly. NCBI's taxonomy places the organism in Eukaryota, Viridiplantae, Streptophyta, Magnoliopsida, Aquifoliales, Aquifoliaceae.
UCAUAGGGUCUGGGUUUAAUUCUUCUUAAAUUUUUUUCAAUCGGGUACAAUUCACCUCUCCUGAUUUCACUUCAUUUCCGUGUUCCACUACGUUCGACUGAAAUCGUCGGACAUCGCUGGAAGAACUCUCUGUGUAGCGACUAUGGCGGUCGAUAGUAUACCUCCUCUUAUCGGAACACAGCUCAAUUAUCUGCUCAGUCACUCUCCUUCCGCCAUCAAGGUUGAGCAGAUUUGGUCUGGUUCUAAAAAACCUAGUUUGCUUGAUCGCUUCACCUUAGUCAUCCCCUUUUGCCUCGACUACAUCAAAUGGGAUGUUAUAUACAAUGCAAUGUAUCCAUUGGCGGCACCAGAUAUCAUCUUUGGACCUGAGGAUGUAAGCUUUCGUCCAUUUCCUAUGUUGGGUGAACAAGGGGAUUCGAAGUCUGCGAAGAAUAGUUUGUCUGAUUGGAACCCCAAAGAUCCAACUCGUCUGUUGUCCCUUAUUCUUGAACUUAGGGAGUUGUAUAUGGCAUAUCAGAGGAAACGCGUUGGAGACGUUGAUGAUGAUAGGUUGAAAUUCGAAAUUAGCACUAUUUUUUCAAGAGAGGGCAUUGAAAUGCAUAUGAGCUCAGGCGUUGACAAGACAGAAGAGGUAAAGUUUGCUGUGCCUUUACUGGACAUGGACAUAAGUAAAAUGAUCAUCGGAUGCUCUUGGCGACAUCAACAGAAGAUAUACUUACAGGUUAUAUUUCCUGUCGGUAGAAAAUAUUCAGCUCCCCCUUCAGCCCCACGUUUAAAAUUGGUUUCUUCUCCUGACUUGAAGGCUCUGUUUUCCAUUGAAGAUUUCAGACUUCCUCCAUGGUUGGAUGGAAUGUGCAUGGCUGAAUAUCUUCCCAGUUUAGAAGAGAUGCUUGAGUCUCAGAUUAGAGAUGCAGUUUCAUCUAUUGAAGUUAGAAGGAAGUUUAUUAUGGCACUACCUCCUCAUUUUGGAAGGCCAGUGGAAGCUGAUCCAGUUUUUUGCAGAAAGGCAACAUUUCUAGCUGCCUCUGGGGUGUUCAUAUUUCUGGUGCAUUUUUCCCUUCCACUUCAGUUCCCAAAGCAACGACCUGUUCUGAUGCUUCAAAGUUCUCAGCAUUUCAGCUCCCAUGGUGCACCCAUCAAGUCAUCUCUGCUGAAUGAAUAUCCAUGGAGUCCUAGAUGGGAAGCAUCAGAAAUGGCCGAGCGGAUCUUCAAUUUUCUGGUAGAAGAAUGUUUGAGCUUCAAGAAGUAUUGCAAUGAGAAUAUUGUUCAGCAACGCUAGUGUGAUCUCGCAAGGUUUGUAAUCUUGUCGAUUUGAUGCACUAAUAUGUGCAUCACGUAGAAUGAAUCUCUUGUAUGACCUUUCGGUAUUAGUGUCGAUUGCUGCUGCAUUAGGUCUGGUUUGUGUCUAACGAGGCAUAGUAUUGGAAAUUUGGCUCUCUUUUUACCACGGCGUUAUUGUCUUUAAAGCCUAAUCAAAUCAAACACAGGUUCUGCUCGACACUAGUUUGAAAUGCUUUUGUAAUAUGAUGAAAAUAUUCAAGUGUAUUUCUCAUUUGUUUGCUAUAUAAUCGCAUAUAUUCAAUG